AUGCAGAAACCAAAUCUUGAAAACACCGGUGCCCAACUGAGCUUGAAGCUCCUUUCCCAAGAUCCCCCACCCCCCGACCGCCCCGAAUACUAUCAGGAUUCGCGUCUAGCGAGACAUGAAAUGAGUGGGCUUGAGAUCGCAGGCCUCAUCGGCGCUAUCCCAGGUGUCGUUGCGCUUGUUACUAAAUCAAUCGCACUCCUUCACAAAUGUGGCAGCAGCAAGAAAUUCUCCAGUGUGGGCAAGGGUGCUCAUCUGCAGCUGCUGGCCAUCAAAGACCUAUUGAUCACUCUUGACGCCCGGUGCAAGGACCCAAAGAAGGUCCACUGCCUUCUUGGUGAUGUCCGAAACAUCAAACAAGUUGUCAAGGAACUGGGCGGAGAGCUUGAAAAUCUAACAAACCUUCUCAACUCAGUCGGUUUGGCAUGCACCAAGGGUGAGGGCCGAUUUGUUAGACGAGCUCAGUUGCUCUUUUCCGGUUACGAAAGUCAAUUCAAGGAGCAGUUCCAGCGAAUUGAAGCUAUCAAAUCACUUCUCACUCUCAUCCUCACCAAUAGAAUCAAUCUUACCAUUGAGCAAGCGAUUGAAGGUCCUUUGGAGAGGAGGAGAGAGCAUCUCCUCAAGAUUAAGACAAUCCUGCAACCCUGCAAGCAAGAUUUUAUCCCAUCCAAGCUUCCUGGAACGCUCGAUUGGGUCCCUGAACAUCCUGAUAUUGCCACAUGGAUGGAUCCUAAAUGGGAUUCUUCUCUUUCGGAGCGCAAAGUGAAAGGCGAAGACAAGUCAAUCAAAUGCUUGCAACACUUUUAUGGGGUUUGA
This is a messenger RNA of Clonostachys byssicola, 813 nucleotides long. Lineage: Eukaryota; Fungi; Ascomycota; Sordariomycetes; Hypocreales; Bionectriaceae. The record is from the annotation of a GenBank genome assembly.